Austrofundulus limnaeus is the source of this 3899-nucleotide messenger RNA. It is a transcript of the gene sh3rf1, whose product is annotated as SH3 domain containing ring finger 1. The record is from RefSeq and is a predicted model, not a curated record. NCBI's taxonomy places the organism in Eukaryota, Metazoa, Chordata, Actinopteri, Cyprinodontiformes, Rivulidae. Bases 287 to 2842 code for a protein of 851 amino acids. Gene Ontology annotation, molecular function: protein binding. The transcript has 12 exons.
GYACGCCUUUAAAUGAAACUCGUGUCGGCAAACAGACGGUUUAUAUGCGCGUAAUACUCACAGGAAAAGUAUCGGGAAUAUUUGGGGUAGGUUGCUAACUUAAUGUUAGCAAAUAGGUGAAAAAUUGAAAAUAAGGACCAACAAGAGGAGUCCUGUUUUGAAAGCAGCUGAUGAAAAUGCCAUGGCAAUAGCCGAGGCAUGGGAGUGACGUGACGCACGUUGAUGCACUUCUGAUCAAAAACCUCAUGGAUCAUGGUUUUCUGAAGUUAGACAACACCUGAGGAGGAUGGAUGAAUCGGUGCUGUUGGAUUUGCUUGAGUGUCCCGUGUGCCUGGAGCGCCUGGACGCCUCCGCCAAGGUCCUCCCUUGUCAGCACACCUUCUGCCGCAGAUGUCUCCAAGGCAUCCUGGGCUCGCGCGGGGAGCUGCGCUGCCCCGAGUGCCGGACGCUGGUGGAGUGCGCCGUGGACGAGCUCCCGAGCAACAUCCUCCUCGUGCGCCUGCUGGAUGGCAUCAAGCAGAGGCCUCGGAGGACCGGCUCCGGCGCGGGGGUCUGCACGAACGGUACAUCCGGAGCCACGGCCAGGGCGCACGGGAGCGGAACGAGGGAGCAGGCCGCUCCAGGUGCACAACCUCAGCGCGCCCAGGCUAAGAGCACCGCUGUCCGGGGUGUCCCACAGCUCGCUUGUGCCAAAGCACUGUACAACUAUGAUGGCAAGGAACCAGGAGAUCUCAAAUUCACCAAAGGCGAUAUCAUUAUCCUGCGCCGGCAAGUAGAUGAGAACUGGUACCAUGGAGAGAUGGGUGGAGUGCACGGCUUUUUCCCCACUAACUUUGUGCAGGUCAUUAAGCCGCUGCCACAGCCGCCGCCUCAGUGCAAAGCUCUCUAUGACUUUGAGCUCAAAGACAAAGAGGCYGACAAGGACUGUCUGCCCUUCUCCAAGGAUGAUAUCCUGACUGUAAUACGCAGAGUUGAUGAAAACUGGGCAGAGGGAAUGCUGGGAGAUAAAAUUGGAAUUUUUCCCAUCUCAUAUGUGGAGUUCAACUCUGCGGCUCGUCAGCUUAUAGAGUCAGACAAGCAGUCGGACUCGAGUGGAGACUCCGGUGAAGGGGCCUCCUUGGGGCCUCAGAGCAACGGUGCCCAGCGGGCAGGAGAGAAGAAGAACAGCAAGAAACGGCAUUCCUUCACUUCCCUCACUAUGUCCCACAAACCCAUGCUAGCUCCUCCCCCGCAGCGCCACUCCAUGGAGAUCAGUGGGCCGGUCCUCAUCAGCUCCAGCAAUCCCACGGCAGCUGCCCGGAUCGGCGAGAUUAGCGGGGGGCUUUCCAGCAGCGCACCUUCACAGGUACAUAUUUGCACAACUGGACUAAUUGUGACCCCGCCUCCUAGUAGUCCUGUUACUACAGCAACAGUUUUCACAUUUCCCUCUGAUGCAAGCUACACAUCCAUCACCUUGGAUGCUCUCCCRCCACUCCCACCUCCUCCCCCACAGGCUUCUGUUAGCGGAGCAGCGUUUUCGGUCGCUGCCGGACAGAGACCCUCCCCCAGCUUGGGCGACCAAAGUGGGAGACAAAGACCUACAGUCUAUGUGGCAAUGUUCCCGUACACUCCCCGUAAGGAGGAUGAGCUGGAGCUGAGGAAAGGAGAGAUGUUUCUGGUGCUGGAACGCUGUCAGGAUGGCUGGUUCAAGGGCACCUCCAUGCACACGGGCAAGAUUGGAGUUUUCCCUGGAAACUACAUGAGUCCAGUCAGCAGGACAGCAUCUGGCAGCUCCCAGGCCAAAGUUCCCAUGAGUCUUUGCACUCAGGCUGGCAGAGGAAUCACCAUCGUCAGCCCUUCCUCUGCUUCUCUGGGGGCCAUUGUUCAAGGGCCUGACUUCAACAAACCCCUCACUGUGUGCUCCACCGCUGGACCUGCCUGCUCCCAACCUGCAGCUGUGGUGACAGCAGCUCAGACGGCCACAGGCCAGCAGCCAAAAGUGCCCGUGCAUAUCAGCUCACAGAUGACUGUGAACCAGGCCCGCAACGCUGUCAGAACAGCAGCUUGUCACAGUCAAGACAGACCCACAGCUGCAGUGACACCCAUCCAGUGUGCGGCCCCUGUGACCUUCGUCCCACAGCUUGUAGUUUUCCCACAGCCCUCCUCCAGCAGCGCUCAGGGCUGUACCCGGGCAGGAGUGGCACUCAGCUGCGCUGCUGCCUCUCUGACUCCUCCUAAUGUGAACGCUGCGUCUCUGGAUGUGGACGCUUUAAGACCAGUGCCCACUGGCAACAACGCUGCACUUAACCCCUCAUCWAACAACGCACCCUGCAGACUGGACAAGGAUGGCAAGAGAGAAAAGAAGAGUCUCCUGAAGCUGCUGUCCUCCAAUAAGAAGAGGUCUCGUCCCUCACCCCCCUCCUCUCCCACCCCCGAGGCGGAACAGGCUGCUGCUGGAGAGGUGCUGCAUGGAGCCGUGGGCCCCGACACCUCCCCUCCCCCUGGCCCUCUCAGCUGGCUCGAGUCUGAACCUGCUGCUGCUGCUUCAUCCUCCUCCUCCCCCUCAGGCCCGGAGUCCUCCCAUCGGAAGAACAGUCCUCUUGACGGAUGUGCCCCCAUCGCUCCGCCCCCUCGUCAGCCCUGCUCGUCUCUUUCAUCACAGCAGCACGAUGCACGUCCCAUCAUAUGUGAGAGGUACAGGGUGGUGGUAUCAUACCCUCCGCAGAGCGAGGCAGAGCUGGAACUCAAGGAGGGGGACAUUGUGUUCGUCCACAGGAAGCGGGAGGACGGCUGGUUCAAAGGCACGCUGCAGAGGAACGGCAGGACCGGCCUGUUUCCUGGCAGCUUCGUGGACAGCAUCUAACCGAGUCACCUGAAGCCAGCUUCACUGACUCUGACAGCAUCCAUCAUGCCGACACUUGAAGUCCUUACAAAUGAGACUAAAGAGGAGAGCACAGAAGAGAGCACACGACUCAUGAACUUUUCUUUUUCCUGUUUUUUAUAUAUUUGUAAUAACUCAGCUGGUAAAUGUGUGCCUUGUACUGUUCCCCACUUUAUUGCAUAGGGACAUAAUUAUAAUUAGUCCUUAAAACAACCUGUAUGAACCGGUAUGUUACACAUUUUAACUUAUUUCAUGUUCUGUUUAGGUAGUAGCACACAUUAAGGGGGUAGAGUAGAACAAACAUGCCUGUCGUAUUAGACCGCAUCAUCUUUUCUUUCUCUACUGGGCUGCUGAGAAGUUUGGUCAUUAUUUAAAGCUGUCAGCAGCUAAGAGACAGGAUAUGAGCUGGAUCCAGCCAGAACUAAUCACUUGUGCUGCAUUGCAAAAAAAAGAAAAAAGACCCUUCCCUCUUCUGUUACCUGAAAGAGGAGCAGAAGAAAGAUCUGCUGUAUUGCGCAUUUGAAUCCUCAAAGCUAAAUUUCACAGCCUUGUAAACGCUGCACAUCACUAAACACCCGUGUGCCAUGUAGUUUUCUUUUCCUUUUUUAAGGUGCUGCGUAGUUUCUUCUAGCAGAGAUCAAACCCUUGCAUGUCCUCAGCACAAAGCCAGGAGAGAGAGCGGUGAUAGUUUGACCACGCCUUUCUGAUAUCCUGAAAACACUCCAAAUGGACUUUGCAGUUAAAUGUUGCUGAAUUUGUACUUUCUUUUAUAUAUAUAUAUAUAUAUAUAUGUAGUGAUCAGAGUAGCAGCUCUCCUGCCCCCCACCCCGGACCUUGACAGAGCUCUGCAGCACAGAGCAAAGCAACAUUUGAACCAGUCUUGAUCAGUGCUGUUGGUGAUGUGUUAGACAUUUCCCCGAGGCUGCCGCCUGCUGCUGGUAGAGUUAGAGACUGAGGCGACACACACAGCCUUCAGUGGACCUUCUGACUCUUUCUGAUGUGACUUGUGGCAAUAAAACCUACUGCUGACUGAAGCACA